AGCUUAAACGCAACAUUGACCUGUCAGCCUUCCGCGGGAAAUUCACUACUGCUAGGUUCCCCGCUCUGCUGCUUUGUCGACUAUUCUUUCUAUUCUUUACGUUAAAUAAUUAACGACCGCGUUGUGUUACAUUCAGGUGGCUAAAACGCUGAUGUUAGUGGUCGUUGCUGGUGCAAUCUACAUCCUAAAAUGUCAAAGAAGAAAGGACUGAGUUUGGAGGAGAAGAGAACUCGCAUGAUGGAGAUUUUCUUUGAAUCUAAAGAUGUGUUUCAGCUGAAAGACAUCGAGAAGAUUGCCCCGAAGUCAAAGGGCAUAGCUCCCAUGACUGUGAAGGAAGUGCUGCAGAGCCUGGUUGAUGACAACAUGGUGGACUGUGAAAGAGUAGGUACAUCCAACUAUUACUGGGCCUUUCCCAGUAAAGCCUUACACGCACGCAAGCACAAACUGGAGGAGCUGCAAAAACAGAUUUCUGAGGCAAAGCAGCGGAAAGCAUCCCUAGAGAAAGCGGUUGAAAAAGCGAAAGUGGGACGUCAGGAUACAAAAGAAAGAAGCUCUCUGCUGAAGGAGCUGCGGGCUCUGAGAGAGGAGCGCACACAGCUGCAGGCGGAGUUGGAGAAGUAUCGGGAAUGUGACCCCGAAGUCGUCAAGGAGAUGAAAAAAUCAAAUGUUAUAGCAAAAGAAGCUGUUUCCAGGUGGACCGACAAUGUUUUUGCCAUCAAGUCCUGGACAAAGAAGAAGUUUGCCUUCGAUGACAGCCGUAUUGAUAAAGCCUUUGGUAUCCCUGAGGGCUUCGACUACAUGGACUGACUGCUAGCUUGUCAUGGACCCGGGAAUGGAAAAUGUUUGGGCUUCUGAUGCCUACGUGUCUGGUCUCUGCAUUUCUAGUUUCUGUUCUUUGUGUUUUAGUGAAAAGGAAUGCACCACAAGCCUCAUUUGUGGCCUGGGGUGGAUUUUGAAUUAGGACAGAUGUCAGUGACUUUGCAGUGGCAGAUGGACUUUAUCAGCAGAUAUGUUGCUUUGGUGCAACCAGAGAAGAGUCUGACACACCAUUAGUGGCUGUGAGGGGUGACAGGGUCCCGUGAUAAACACAGCUUAGCAGCCUGACUUUUGGGACACCUGUUUGCAUGAAAACUGAGAGCUCCAAGUAGAUGAUGGAAAGGAAUCGACACUGCAUUUGUGUUGCCAGUGGUUGCAUUUAUAUGGUUUAAACAGAUGGUUUGGAAUCAAGUGCUUGUGUAUUUUUUUCCUUCUGAGUUUUACAAAGCAUGCAUCUCCAGCUGUGUUAUACUUGCAAAGGUCAAUGUCAAGUGCCUUAGCUUUGGUGUUUUUGUUUAGAAAUUGGCACUGGAAUUUUUACAAGAUCGACCCUGAAAGCUCUGUUUUUUUUUUUUUUUUUGUUUGUUUUUCAGGGCUCACUUUCUAAAUGAACAAAAAGGAACACUGCUGUCACGACAUGUCUAGAAUGACUACUGACCUUCUUUUUUGCUCUUCAUUUUCUGUCAAACCAGAUGCAAAAAAGGCAGUUGUGUGUCUUGUUUUUGCAGUGACCUAGUUGACAAGGCCAAUGUGUCUGGGUUUUGUUGAUUUAAAUUUCAAAUGAGCUCUGUGCUCAUUUUGCUUUGCUCAUCAGUUUCAUUUUUAUUCCAGUAAGUGAAUGCCAUCAAAGUGCAAUGUUUGAUCAUUUACCACUUCUGAACACAAGUUAUUUCUGUGUAAACUAUUGAAGAACAUGAUGGUAUUAAUGGACAUAUUUUAGUGACUAAUUUAAAGGUUACUGUUUUUACUAUUGUAAAUUUAGUUAUUUGCGUAAUAAAGAAUCAUCUGAUCCAA
Archocentrus centrarchus (flier cichlid) is the source of this 1830-nucleotide messenger RNA. It is a transcript of the gene mnd1, whose product is annotated as meiotic nuclear divisions 1 homolog (S. cerevisiae). The record is from RefSeq and is a predicted model, not a curated record. Gene Ontology annotation, biological process: reciprocal meiotic recombination. The coding region runs from base 190 to 807 and encodes 205 amino acids. Gene Ontology annotation, molecular function: double-stranded DNA binding. NCBI's taxonomy places the organism in Eukaryota, Metazoa, Chordata, Actinopteri, Cichliformes, Cichlidae. The transcript has 8 exons. Gene Ontology annotation, cellular component: nucleus.